Messenger RNA from Macadamia integrifolia, 1731 nucleotides. Its product is annotated as myb-related protein 305-like. The transcript is spliced from 3 exons. Gene Ontology annotation, molecular function: sequence-specific DNA binding; DNA-binding transcription factor activity. Gene Ontology annotation, cellular component: nucleus. NCBI's taxonomy places the organism in Eukaryota, Viridiplantae, Streptophyta, Magnoliopsida, Proteales, Proteaceae. The coding region runs from base 976 to 1731 and encodes 251 amino acids. Gene Ontology annotation, biological process: regulation of DNA-templated transcription. The record is from RefSeq and is a predicted model, not a curated record.
AAAGAUUAAAUGAGGAUUACCCAGAAUCAAUCACCUAAGCAUUCAAUUAAGAAAUUGUAAUUAAUCAAACAGAUGUGGGAUAACCAUUGGUGUUAUAGUUGUUUUCAAGAAAAAACAUCAACCGCCCACUAGGGUUUUUCUUGGCUUAUAUGCAACCUUUUGCUCUUAAUUUCGAAGCUACGAGGCGACGAAGGGUUGCUGGUUUCAUAGUAUCUUCAUGACAUAAGCCCUAAACUAUACCAUAGUCUUGACUUUCUCUUUUCCCUUUUGUCUAUCUUAGAUUCAGUAGAGUCUAUAACGUAAGUGAUUUCAUCUCUUUCAGGAAUGUCACCCAAUGUGUUGGCAUUAUUAAGUAGUCCUAAAGAUCCUCAAAUCUUAAUACAUGUCAUAGUCUUUUAAUAAACUCAUAGGCUCUGUUUUCCCCUGUAUACUAACUUGGGCAGAUGCACACACAAGUUGUAAAACCACAAUUUCAGGGUCUGGACCUUUUUUUUUUUUUUUUUAGGGUUUGGAUCCAUUGAUAGCAUAGGUGAACCAGGGGAACUAGUACUGAACAUUCCCUCUAGUUAUAAAAUAAUCAAAUUUAUAAAAUUUUUUAAGUUUUCCAAUGCGAUUUAACAUUAAUGCAAAGUGGGUCACCAUCAGUGAGUGCUGAUCCAUGCAUCAUAAUAUCAUACGUCAUGGAGUAACACUUGAUAAUUCCUCAGAAGAAAUACGAUUAUAGAGGGGUAUUUUGGUAACUUGAUGAGAUGGAGAGGAGAUCAACUUGGAUUUUGUUUUUAAUUUUUAUUUAUUUAAUUAUGUAAAUUUCUUUGAUAAGAGAUUGCUAGGGAUCAUUUGACAAGGACAGUUAAUUGACUGAUGGGAUGAGGUGGAGAAUAUGGAGAUAUAAAUAUGGAGGAGCAUCACAAAUUAAUGUCAUACAACUAGGAAGCCAAACUUCAAACUCUGAUAAAAGGGUAGGAAGCUUGGUACAUGAUUGUGGAAGUGAUGGCAGGACACUUGGGUUGGGGAAUCAUAGAAGAGGGUUGGAGGAAAGGUCCUUGGACUGCUGAAGAGGAUAAAUUGCUCAUUGAAUAUGUCAGGUUGCAUGGAGAGGGAAGAUGGAACUCUGUGGCAAGAUUUGCAGGGCUGAAAAGGAAUGGCAAGAGUUGUAGGCUGAGAUGGGUGAAUUAUUUGAGGCCAGACCUCAAGAGAGGACAGAUAACUCCACAUGAAGAGAAUAUCAUUCUAGAGCUUCAUGCCCGGUGGGGAAACAGGUGGUCAACAAUUGCACGGAGCUUACCUGGGAGAACAGACAAUGAGAUCAAGAACUACUGGAGGACCCAUUUCAAGAAGAAAGGAAAAUCUGCAUCAGAACACUCUGAGAAGUCAAAAACUCGACUCUUCAGACGACAACAGCUUCAGCUGCAAAAGCAGCAGCUACAACAACACCAGCAGCAACAACAGCAACAAAACCAAUUUGAUAUGAAAAAGAUCAUGUCUCUACUUGAUGAGAGUGAGCAUAGGGACCAAGUGAGGCAGGAGAUGGUUUCCAUGUAUUCCAACCCUUCUGAGGAACAAUGUCUACUCUCUUUCAUGUUCAAUAGUGAUGUCUCUGCCCCAGAGACCUUGAAUGAUGACUUUCAGUGCGGAGGACUGUGGAACUUGGAUGACAACCAUGCCACCAUGGAUGCGGCAUUUGCAACCAGCAAACCAAGCUUCCCAAGUCUUCUGACCUCCUUCUACUGA